Rhineura floridana is the source of this 1783-nucleotide messenger RNA. RefSeq names its product Spi-B transcription factor (gene SPIB). Gene Ontology annotation, molecular function: DNA-binding transcription factor activity, RNA polymerase II-specific; sequence-specific DNA binding. Gene Ontology annotation, cellular component: nucleus. Gene Ontology annotation, biological process: cell differentiation; regulation of transcription by RNA polymerase II. NCBI's taxonomy places the organism in Eukaryota, Metazoa, Chordata, Lepidosauria, Squamata, Rhineuridae. The transcript is spliced from 6 exons. The record is from RefSeq and is a predicted model, not a curated record. Bases 92 to 880 code for a protein of 262 amino acids.
GGGAUGCUAUAUAAAUAAUCCUCCGGCCAAGUUGCAGUUGACAGCGGAGACUUACGGCCGGCUCCGGAGUAAUCGUGACCGAGUAGAGGAGAUGCUGGACGUAGACUACGCGCAGUUUGAAGGGUCCCAGUAUGGAUAUAUGUUCCCCAAUGGCUGCAUCUAUGACUUGGACUCUUGCAAACAAGAAUCCACAUUUUCCUCCUGUCUUGGAGACCCUGAGAGCUCCCCAGAGUCCUGUAUGAACUGGCUAGAGAUGCAGGAGCCUGGAUAUGAAGCCUUCGAGGUAGGGCAUCUGGCCCAGCUGCAGAACGUCCAAGUCUCCUACCUGCAUGGCUCUUAUCCCCAGCUCUCCAUGGAUUCUAUCUACAGCCAGGAUGGAGUGAUACCCCCACAGAACAUGUGCCUUGUGCCCAAGGAAGACUACAACACACAGAUGUACCUCCCCUAUGACCAGUACCCUGUUCCUGGGGAAGCGUCUAGCCCCUCAUCUGAAGAAGAGGAAUUCCACGGGGAUAGUCGGAAUCUGGAAGUGUCUUCUGACAGCGAUUUGGAGGAAAAUCUCUCGCCCGGAUUUGAUUCAGGCUCCCGGAGGAAGUUGCGCCUCUACCAAUUCUUGCUGGAGCUCUUGGAUCGCGGUGACAUGAAGGAAUGUGUGUGGUGGGUGCAACGUGAUGCCGGCAUCUUCCAGUUCUCCUCAAAGCACAAAGAGGUCCUGGCACAUCGCUGGGGCCAGCAGAAGGGCAACCGUAAGAAGAUGACUUACCAGAAGAUGGCCCGGGCGCUGCGCAACUACAGCAAGACAGGCGAGAUCCGCAAGGUGAAGAAGAAGCUCACGUACCAGUUUGGGACCUCUCUGCUGGGCCAGUCGGCCCCCUCCUAAGCCCCCUGACCAGGAGCAUGAGGCUGGGACAGUUGACAACAAUCAGAUCUCCAUUCUCUGCCUUCCCCAGAAUCUCAUUCUGGUGUCCAUCAGCCAACCCACAUGGAAGCCUCUUCGCUGGCAUGCUGUGGCGGGAAUAGACAUGAAGACCUAAAUGAGGGGGGUGAGUUCUAGUGGGUUACAGUAGAAUAGGACAGGGGCGAAGGCACCUAGAUGCUCUGCCAAAGCAGGGGUUGGGGAUUUGCACCGGGCCUGCUGGACCUUUCUUGGAAUGGAUGUGGAUAAAAUAUGAUACAGCAGAGAUAGGCAUGGGAGCAAAGCAUUCUGGGAUCCCUAGCAGGCAAUUGGUCUUUCCUGGGUUGAUUGGGAGUGAGGACUCUCAACAGCCCUUUUGGCAGGGUCCAGUCCAUAUUUUUCCUUGCUGGGAGUAAAAAGGGGGUGGUGUGGGGGGACGCUAAUCACAUUGGUGAGAGUGGGGAGUGGAUCCAUGCGGUUACCUUCUGAUAGGUUGGGGGGCAGAGCUACACUGAGAUGGAAACCAGGAGGGCAGUGGUACUCUGGGUGGGUGGAUUUGCACAGCUGGGCUGGGGCCAAAGUUUGGUCAAAGGGCAUCCCUGAAUUCUCUGUCUCCACUGCUUCAGCUAGCAAGUUGGGCAACUGGUGGCUUAAAAUGGAGGGAGAUUUUGUGAGUAUCAAUGCAGGGUGCCAGGUUUUCCAGAAGGAGAAGGAGAUUAUCUCUCUCAGGUGGGGCAGGGGCACCUAAAUCUCUUGCCCCAAGAAUUGUAUAUGUAUGUGUAUAUAUAUAGUCAAGAUGUUUAUUUAAUACUAUAAGGUCUGGGAGUGUUUUUCAAAUCUCCAAAAGUUUUUUUGUACAAAAUCUGAUUUUUUAAAAAAAUUGAUCUC